Triticum dicoccoides is the source of this 3311-nucleotide messenger RNA. RefSeq names its product pentatricopeptide repeat-containing protein At1g31790-like. The transcript has 3 exons. Gene Ontology annotation, molecular function: protein binding; RNA binding. Gene Ontology annotation, biological process: RNA modification. Bases 8 to 1396 code for a protein of 462 amino acids. NCBI's taxonomy places the organism in Eukaryota, Viridiplantae, Streptophyta, Magnoliopsida, Poales, Poaceae. The record is from RefSeq and is a predicted model, not a curated record.
AAGGCACAUGGCGCGCUGCUCCGUCGCGAAGCCGCUUACAACCGCCGCCGCGGCUCCGCGCCUCCCUCGCCGCCGCGCUCUGCUCGUUAGCGCCGCCGCCGCCUCCCUGGCCACGGCAACAACAAGAACGCAGCGGCUGUCCGCCCUAUCGAAGCCGCCUAAACCACCGCCUCUCCUCCCGCGCCCAAGGCUCCCCACCUCCAACCACGCCCCCACCAACGACAAGCAAGACGACCGCCGUGAAGCAUCGACGGGCGCGGCGUCCUCUGGCUCUGGGUCGCCCUCGGGCGCCGGAGACGUGCUCCGCCUGAUGGACGCCCUCGGCGUCGCGCCCGACGAGGACGUCUACGUCUCCCUCCUCAGGGACUCCGUCGACGCCGCCGAGGUCGCCGCCGUGCACGCCCACGUCGACGCCGCACGCGCCGCGCCUGGCCUCCCCCUGCCGCUGGCCAACCGGCUGCUGCUCGCCUACGCGGCCUGCGGCGACAUGGCGGCCGCCCGCAAGGUGUUCGACGAAAUUCCCGUCAAGGACGGCAUCACGUGGGCGACCAUGGUGUCGGCCUACUCCGAUGGGUGUUUCCAUGAAGAAGCGCUAAGGCUCUUCACCCGCAUGUGCCAAGAAGAACAUGGGCUUGCUGGUGAUCUGCUCGGCCAUGCCAUUGUGGCAGUGCUGCGGUCAUGUGCUCGGCUGGGCAGAUUAAGGGGCUUUGGUGAGCAGGUACAUGCGCUCGUCGUCAAGACAAAGAGAGUCUGCGGUGAUACCGGUAGUUCGCUGCUGCAGCUGUACAUCGCAAGUAAUCAGCAUGACAGUGCGCGGCAAGUGCUUCAGGCGAUGAGGUGUUGUUCCCAUGAGCCAGUGCCCGAGGCAGCCUGGACUAGCUUCAUGACAGCUUGCCACCGGGACGGACUGCUAGAUGAGGCCAUCUACGUCUUUAGGGACAUGGUGUCCUCCGGAGUCGCCAGGAGCAGCUUCUCCCUGUCGACUAUCCUUGCGGUAUGUGCAGAAUCAGAUAACUGCAGGUGUUAUGGACAGCAAGUGCAUGGCGACGCCAUCAAGCACGGCGUGGAAACAGACCAGUUCGUUGUGUCUGGGUUGGUCCACAUGUAUGCGAAGCAAGGACGGCUUGCAGACGCCGCGAGGGCAUUUGAGGCAGUGGGUGGCAAGCCUGACGCGGUGUGCUGGAACGCCAUGGCCAUGGGGUAUGCACGCGGUGGGUGGUACAGAGAGGCCACCAGAAUGAUGUACCAGAUGAAAGCUGCUGGACUGGAUCUUCCAGGACUAAAUGUGGUUGGAAUGGCCUGCUCCAGGAUUGAUGCAUGUUUUCCCAUUUUGGGCGAUGGAUCCCAAGGAGGACACGAACCAGAAGGUGCUCCUCUUCGCCCGCAGGAACUGUGACCACCAGUGUUUGUUCACCUACUGGAGCAGCUGAGAAGAGGAGGAAGAAAAACAGGACAACUCUUCAGGAACUAGGGUUCAUACAACACUGUUCAUGAUGUGAGUAUAUCACCAUGUUCUUGAUUUUUUAGUUAACAAUAUUCAGUCACUAGGAGUACAACAGUAGCAGUACAUAGCUGGAAUAUGCAUUUACAUAGACUUACUGAUGGCUCAACAUUCGAGCUGAUUACUAGCAGUGCAACACUAGCAGUACACAUAUGGAUACUCACAGAUUACUCCUUUGUUACUGUAUUUAUCUAGAGAUGGGAGUAGAGCUGAAGCAGUACGACUUCACUGAAACUUAAUUCAGUUAACUCCAUAGACACCUGCUCUUUUUUGUUUAGAAGGGACCCUUAUCUCCAAUCUUGUAAGACAAAAUACUCCUAUCUGUAGUCCCUCGAAUAACUCUGUUCUUCCUCCCCAAGUCCGUAGUGAACAUUAAAUAAUGCAUGCAAAAUCUGACCAUUUAUAACUGAAGUCAAGUUUAUACUCAUAUGGUGCUUAUGGCAAGCAAGUUUUGUACUCCUGAAACUGGAAAAUGUGACUGAGACUGGAACCCACUACAUUAUUAUCUUGUUUGUUGUUACUGAAACUGGAAACCACUACUACUCCAGAGAUGCAAUUUGACUUGUUUCCAAUUAUUCUGCACUACGACUUGUUUAUUGCUACUGAAACUACUACCAAAAAGAACUUCCGCAACCCUAUGGUAUUAUAAAUUAACGAACUAUGAGCAUAAAUCUGUAAUACAGUACUGAGAGCAGCACAUAACUAGUGUAGUAUAGUACUCCUAUGGGAUGAAACCAUAACAGUUCAGUGAUACUCCACUGUAGUAUUCCUAGUGAAGCAUAACUGUAGUAUUCCUACUGAAGCAUAAAUAUGAGAAAUUGUUAUGGGAUGAAACCAUAACAAUUCAGUUUACUUAUGCUUGCAUUUACAAUAGGCACUUAACAAAUCCAGAAUCUUGCAUUUACUUAUGCUUUACACUAGUCACUAUCAAUUCUAAGUCACUAGUUUACUUAUGAUUUACUUAUGCUUGCAUUUACUUAUGCUUUGCAUCAGUCACUAUCAAUAGAAGACAAAGGUAUUGCUCAUUUAUGCUAAUUGCCAUUUAUUCCAAGUCUGACUUCAGAGUUUGGUUUGCUUUUUUCCGACAAGGGGAAUAUAUUAAUAUCGCGAAGAUACCAAUUACACCCGUCCUCUGUACCAACAAGAUGUCCAAAUGCAUCAAGGAUACAAACAGCCAAAAAUGAAAAUAAAAAGAACAGAAGAAAGAAAAAAGAAAAAAGACCCCUCCACAGUGAACAAUCACUAGCAGCAGCAGCACUCUAACCACCACCAAAGACAACACUCAAAAUACAAAAGAGGUUCUCCAGAAGCAACGCCUCCAAGGAGGAAACAAUGCACAAGCGUUUAUUUAUUCAUUUUUGUGUGGAAGGCUCAAUCAGCCCAAGUUUAAGAGUGAUGCCACUCACAAUGCUUUAUGCAGCCCAAGUUGAACUGUACCUCAAAAUGGUGGAGUAUUUCUGUAUAGUUUAAGAGUGAUUCCCAAAUGCACAUGUGCUUUUGGUUGAAUUAACAAGCAAGCAAGCUAGUCUGGUUUGGGUUGAAUUAAAACUGUAGACGAAUGCUUCUCAAACUAUAGAUGAAUUAACAAGCAAGCUAGUCUGUUUUGGGUUGUGGAGUACUGCUCUCAUGUGGUCUGUGGAUGUAGCAGCCAAUUUGUAGCGUCAAAACAUGGAGUCAGCUGUUCAUUAGACCAUGGCUUACAUCCUCAGUGUAAAUUUGGUUCCACUAUUUAUUUGCGAUAUUCAUUUCCACUAUUCAUUUGAUGGAAAUAAUCUUAAGCAAAUUUAAAUGAAUUGACUAUACAGUGAAA